GGCGCAAGUGCAGCGUUAAUAUUGGCCGAUCGCGUACAGGCACUUCUUUCCCAAUUGCGGUGCAAGAGCAGCGGCUGAUGAUAACAUCAUUAACACAUAUGAGAGAACGCCUGCAUCAUGCGCACCUGAGUUUCUCACUAUUACCUUUCUCAUUGCAUGGUGGAUGGCUGUUAAUGUGGCCACUUACACUGUUGCCAUCCACGCGUGCGUUGCCAACGAGGGUGUCCCCCAGCCACUAAUCUCGUUGAUCGGCUGGCCGUACGUCGCGGCCGCGGUGUGAUGCAUCGGUGUCAGACGUCGUUAAAGAGAAAGUACUACACAAACUGACGCUGCUGUAUGACAUCGUUGCGUAUAUCUUCGGUGUGUGUAUCGUCCCUCCCCUAGCAGUAAAGGUAUGCAUGCUGGAUAACCCCGAAGAGACGUGCAUGCUGAGCAUCUGCGUUUUCACGAUGGAUUGGGACGAUGUUUGCUUAUUGGGACAUCCUUUGGGGUCCUCCUGGAUCCUUGUUGGUGUAGCUUGGAGGCCACUCGGGUCGCCUUGAGGCCAUCUUGGUGGUUUUUAGCUCUCCUCGGCGUGAUGGAGCUCAGGUUGGGCCAGCUCACACGGCAUCUUUGGCAUUUUGGAGGCCACGGGGUGUAGAUGUGGAGGUUCUGGGGGCCCACGGGGUGCGUUUGGAGAUUGGGACCUGCGAGCACGACCCCACAUUCGAGGAUUUGUGGUCUCCCCAUUCGUGUGAGUGUGCCCACAUAACAGGACUUGUGAUUUCCCGGGUGGUCUGAGUGUGCUUGCGGGUGCGUGUGCUGUGUAGCCACUGUGGGCCAGACUGGUGCGCCAUCCCGGGGAGCGCGGGCGCCUUGAGCCGAUUUCAGCAGGCGCAAAGGUAUCAUCGAGUUCGACUCCACUCGCGUACGGGAGUCGCUGUGGUUUGAGCCUGACGUGCAGGUGAGGAGCAGGUGAUAGAACUAGAGUUCAUCACAGGGGCGAUGGCGGACGGUGUCAGCUUCAACCAGACGCGUUUCAACGGCGAUGGCGCCGACGGUGCGGCGGCCUACAAAGUGUGGAAGAGGUGGGCCGAGGCUGCGACAGUGGUGCAGAAAUCGAAGGGCGCUCCGGCCGAGGCGCUCGGCCCGUAGUUGUACACGUUUUUUGGACGGCCAGGCGGCGCUGGCGGUCGAGAGCGUGGACCUCGCGGAAACCAGCGUCGAGUCGGGCGAGGAGGUGGUGAUCGCGCUCCUCGUCGAGCGGUUUUCCGGAAAAGUUGCGGCGGAUCGCCUCGGAGAGGCGAAGCGCGAGGCAGCGACGGGCCAAGAGGCGAUGUGGCUGAAGGACGUGAGGCCGAUGCGCUUCCGCGGCUUCGACGACGGCGUGCAGGUGUCGAUCGGCGCUGUCGAGCUUUACUGGGUUGUCUGGGUCUGCAGGGUGACGUUCGGGGUUCACGUGGUGCCGGCUGGUUUCUUGAUGAGCAAGCCUGAUCUGAAGGCCCAAGGUGCCGCGAUCGACCGCGAGACGGACUCGAUGUGCCUGAAGCGGUUCCACAUGCCGAUGCCGUUGAAGGAGACGGCGGCAGGGCGCUGCGAGAUCAUAUUGACUUUCUGAGUCGUGAAGCGGGCCUGCUUGCAGACCCGCAUGUCGCCCGUGGACGUGCAGAGCGUGAUCGAGGUUGAUGGGGGCUCUGCCCACGCCGAUUUUCCAGUGCGGUCGGGUCGGGGCCCGCAGGCUGGAGGGUGGUGAUUGAGCUUUUCUCCCCACGGCGGAUCGUGCCAGUCGCGGUGAGGUUGGGAUUUAGAGAUGACCAGGGCUUCGACAAGGUGGCUGGGUGGGACGUGAACAGGGGCGACGGCUGCAAUGCCAUGUGGCGGCGCAUCAUCGAGGACGAGCCCUAGUUCGUGCACGUGCCCCCACGAUGCAGGAAAUUGGCGAUCAUGCAGCAGUGCAUGCCGCUGGAGCGUCGGGUGGACUUGGCGCUGCACGCGUUGCGUCAAGAACGCCAUAAUCCUUCACAAACCUUAGGACAAUCAAUCAUUUUGCGGACUGCUCAAAAGACUUGAGGACACGCCCGCUCCGUGCCCAGAGGCAUGGUGGCGAAAACCCGAGAAGAGCUCAGUGAUUUUCCCAUUGGUUGUAACGACUGUCGAUCAACUAUCUCGCAGA
Prorocentrum cordatum is the source of this 2152-nucleotide messenger RNA. The record is from the annotation of a GenBank genome assembly. Lineage: Eukaryota; Dinophyceae; Prorocentrales; Prorocentraceae.